Molecule: messenger RNA, 8063 nt
Organism: Ruditapes philippinarum (Manila clam)
Lineage: Eukaryota; Metazoa; Mollusca; Bivalvia; Venerida; Veneridae
Product: beta-1,3-galactosyltransferase 1-like
Exons: 3
Coding region: 3656-4729 (357 amino acids)
Cellular component (GO): membrane
Molecular function (GO): hexosyltransferase activity
Source: RefSeq, a predicted model, not a curated record
ACAGGUGUGUUUAUUAUUUAAAGUUAAUAUUUACAAAACAAAACGUUGCAACGGUUUAAAAUCGCAGCAGCAUUACCAUUGCAAAUACAUUUGUACUUCACUUAGAUGGGUUAUUUUUUCCGUCAGACAAGACAUGUAUUAAUGAUCUAGUUCCAUUUAAAUGAACGAUCCUGUGGUGAAAUUUAAUCUGUUGAUGGCAUUGAUUUUUAUUUCAAAGAAAGCCCAAACUACAAUGUGUGGGAUAGUAACUUUAGUGUACAUUUAAGUUGAGUGUUAACACGUUGUUAUGUCGUGUGAGCACUUGGAAUCUACUCCAAUCAAUAAUUGUGUGUAACAGCCGUGCAUAUAACUUUUGUUUUCAUCAUUUCUUAACUGCAACUUUGACAGUCUUUAUAUAGACAUUGUGAUAAGGCAAUUCUGCGUUGUGACCUCGUAGAUGACAUUCUGAUUCCUUCAUCAUUUUGGGCUAAUGUUAUUGAUUAUUCAGGGUUCGAAUUGAUAAAUGUGUUGAUAGGUAGAUUAACAGACGCUUUAAUGGCAUAAUACAAUGUGAAUAAGUAUUUGAAUGUUUUCUUUACAUAAGACGAGUUAUCAGAAUGAAUAGUUCAGUAGUACAAACAUUAAUCUUUCAGGCAUUGGUAAUGACAGAUAAUAUUGACAACAUACCGAAAUAAUCUAAAAAUGUCUUUGUGCUUUAAAAUACUUUAAGAGCAUGAGGGUAAAAAUAUUUGGUUGUUUAACAACUAAAUACUGCUCCGAAUAAGUAAUGACGCACACAAAUUAGAUAUUAAUCCACGUUGUGCGGAUAUAAAGUUUGAUACAUUACUGCAGAAAAAGUGCAACAGCGGGUAAAAUAAUUUAAUAUUAACAUAUUAACAAAAGAGCUAAUAGAUGAGUCAUACUUGAAAUAAUUGAUUUUAAUAUAAUUAUAUUUAACAUAUUUUGGAAAAAGGAAAAAGUUAUUAAAUUGUGCAUGGAGAAAUUUUAAAAUUAUAUUUAACGAAGACUUUUUUAUGGAUUAUCUUUAACGGCAUGUAGUUUGAUCUUUUCUUUCUUAUGUAUAAAGUAUAUUGAUAUAUUAAUCCAAUUUGAGAUAAAAUUUAUAUGUUGCAUGUUGUAUUGUUUCUGUAAACUGAAUGCUUUUUAGUUUAAAAAUAAAUUUACUGCCGUUGUUCAUUUGGUUCAUUUGCUAAUUGUUACAUGUUUUGUUUAUAUUUAAAUUUCUAAAAUUAGAAAAUGAAGUGUGUGAGCGAUCGAUUGAUCGAGUGAGCGAGCGGGUAAUGAGUGAGCUUGGAUGUAAGAAAGUAAGUUGGUAAGCAAGUCAAUAAAUAAGUAUUUGAGGAAGGAAGUAAGAAAGAAAGUAAGAAAGACUGACAAAUUAAGUAAAGUAAAGUAAAGAAAAGCAAGUAAUCAAUCAAGUAAGGAGUAAGCAUAAUGAGUGAAAAUGUAAGUAUGUGAAUCAUUGAGUCACAACAACAACUAGUAAGCUAAAACCAAAACCGUUAAUAUUUGAGGCCUUUGGCAUUCCUACUACAAUACCAACCUUACUUGUCUUUGACCUAAUUCAAUAGGAUAUCUGCCACGGACCUUUGACGAACAAUGAAGGGUUUAAUUAUUUAGUGGUAUAGAAACUUCCUUCAAAUGUGUUGCUUGAUUCCAUUCAAUCCCAUAUUUUGUUAUACAGUUUUAAUAACAAUUUUGACACAAUUAAGUCUAAAAUAUCACACACAAAUAAUUUCUUUUAUCUUAAAUUUUGUUCUGUCAGUUUUGUUACAAAUUCUCUUCAAGUCGCUAUAUACAAAAUAAACAUUCUCUUUACAUUGAUCGAGGUUCUUAAUGUUUUCCAAAACCUGCCUGUAUUAGCCCUUAAUAUCUAUUUCUAAUGAAAACUUACUUGUUAAUUUUUGCUUAUUACAUUUUAAUAUAUAAAUGUUGUUCGAAAUAUUGAAAUUGUAUCUUACUUUUACUCUUCACAUUUUUCUUUCCAAGUGUCAAACAAAUGCAUGAAUACCUUUGACGCUGGUAUUUGAUACUUUUGAAAAAUUUGAUUACAUAGCCAAUUUGUUUUACGAGAAAUGGUAAUCAUUAAUUGCUUUGUGUUGAUAUCAUACAUAAUUUCAACUUUGGUUAACCAGAGGUCGAUAUUAUCAUCUCUUUCAAAUUAGAAAUUAAUCAAAUGGUAUUAGAAGAAGAAAGAAAUGAUGUAAAUUUUAGUUAUACAAAUCAGUACCAUGUAUAAUGAACCGCCCAAAGAAAAUAUCUAUGACCAAAAACAGAACUUAGGUUAAGCAAGACCCAUCUACGUAAUUAAUAAUGGAAGUAGACCAUUCAUUCAAUUUGUUCGAAACAUGUUUUGUAUCAUUAACUCUUACCUCUUACGAUUGUGGCUACUCUAUUGUUUUCUCUAUUGUUCUAUUUAGCCACACAAAAGAAAAUAGCCACAUAAAAGCAUUACGGAAUGUCCAGAGGAUAACUCAAAAAGCCUUUGAGAUAUCACUAUAAAACUUCAUGGGUGGAUAAAAUCGUAAGGCGGCGGGGAUAUAGAAAUAGUCUCCGUCCGUCUGUCCACUCUUACAGGACAGUAAUAAUGUGACUAGAGGGACAAUAGGUACCUGUUCUUUCUCUUUGAUGUCAUUAAUUCUGUAAUUCUUCUAUGUGGAUAUUUUCUUUGUGUGGCUAAAAGUAACAAUAGAGAGAACAAAAGACUAGCCGCAAUAUUACUGUCCUGUUAGAACAUCUGGACGUCCGUCCGUCCAUCUGUCCGUCCCAUAUUUUUGUGGAAGCAUAUCUAACAAAGUAUUUGAGGUAUCAACUUAAAACAUCAUAGGUGGAUAGAUCGAGUGCACAAGAAUGAUAAUGAUAAUGCCACUUUACCAUGCACAAUUUUUCAGUUAUUGCUCUUUGUCCCUUUUUUUUAAACUUAAUUUUUCUCCAAAGCAUAACUCAAAAGCCUUUGAGAUAUCAACAUGAAACUUCAUGGGCGGAUGUAUCUCACUCAGGAGGUUUGCAGUGCACAAUAAUGAUAACUCUACCCCUCAUAAUAAUUUAGUUAUUGCCCUUUGUUAUUUUCCAUACUUAAUUUUUCAUCUGAUUGAAGCAUAAGUAAAAAAAGGCUUUGAGAUGUCAACAUAAAACUUCAUAGGUGGAUUUAUCUUAUUGAGGAUGAAUGCUAUGUGUAACUCUACCCUUUAUAAUUUUUGAGUUAUUGCCCUUUUUUAUUUUUCAUACUUUUUCUCCGGAGCUUAUCUCAAAGCGUGUAAGACGUAUUAAUUUGGAACUUCAUAUGUGGAUAUAUCUCAUUGAGGAGGUGUGCAGCACACAAGAAUGAUAACCUUUCAUGCAUAAUUUUUCAGCUUCAGUUGGUGCUAGGGGGCGUGUACGGUAGAUUGCCUUUUCAAGUACAGUCAAGGAACAUGCUCAGUCAAACCAAGCCUGGAACAUUUUCAAUUUUGCCGUUUACAAAUUGAAGAUUUGAUUUUUACCUAUUAUUGCCGAAUCCUGAUACACGAUUUCCUGUUUCCUUCGAUUGAAGAACAAAACGAAGCCAACUCUUUCAUUUGCUUGAAUUCACAUUGAAAAGUGCAAUACUGCAAGGAUUUAUGAUUGUUUAAAAACCCUAAACACAGCUAAUCACUUCAUAAGUUUAGUAAACAGAAUGGUGAAACUUUUCACGAUACGACGGUUACAGAAAUACACGAUUUUUGCAACUUUUACAUUUUUCGUGUUAACAAUAUUCACACAUUUAUUUGUACAUUUUGAGCAAAGUGACACGGAAUAUUUCAAUCUGGAUAAUUAUGCUUUUUUUGAAGAUGCUAAGGAUUUAAAGUAUCCUGUUAAGGUACAGCCUUAUUUAUUUCGACUUAUAAAUGCUUCUAAUCCAAGUGUUCCUUUAACUGUAAGUGCACCAUAUCUUAUUGAGAACCCUAAUCUCUGCCGUUCUGUGAAGCAUCUAACGGUGCUUGUUGUAGUUAAUUCAGCGACAGACCAUUUUGAACAGAGACAAAGCAUAAGAACAACCUGGACAAACGACACGUAUUAUUCGUAUUUAGCAACAGUCAGAGUUGUGUUUCUUGUCGGCAGAACUGUGAGUCAAGUUGUCCAAUCUGCGCUUGAAAUGGAGUUUGAAAAGUAUAAGGAUAUUGUACAAGGAGAUUUUAUAGAUUCCUACAACAAUCUUACACAUAAAGGUGUGAUGGGGUUUAAAUGGAUUACGGAGAGAUGUCGAAAUGCGGAAAUGAUUCUGAAAGUAGAUGACGACAUUGUAGUUAAUAUGUUUCUAUAUAUCUAUAAAUUAAAACAUUCUGAAGCGCUGCAAAAGGCAAACGUAUAUUGUGAAUACAAAUCUGAUAUUGUAGAAAGAGAUGUUACAUCCAAAUGGUAUGUUGAUGAAAAUCAUUUCAAGGGAGUAAAAAGAUAUCUGGAAUUUUGCAAAGGAAAAUUUGUGAGUAUGACGAAUGAUAUAAUGCCAUCUUUAUAUCUCGCCGCUUCGAGGUCGCCGUUUUUUCAUCUCGAUGACGUUUUGUUGUUUGGAUAUGUCCUGCAUAAGAUUCCAGGAUUGAAAUAUCAAACGUUCAGUGACGGAGAUUGGCAGGGAAAAACUAAUGCAGUAAAACACUGUUUGGAUGUCAAACGGGAAAAAUGUACAUACAUUGCUAUGCAGGCAAGUUAUAAGGAAGACGUAUCAACCAUUUGGUCAAAAGUGGUCAGAUACUUUAGAAAACGCUGUUAAUUAGAGGUUAAUUCUUGGUUACAACACGCCAUUAUGCGAUAAUUGCCCAAAGAUGUACAUUUUAAUAGUAUCCAUCAAUUGUUAGACGAAAAAUGUUUCCAAUUAUUCCUAUAAUUAAGCAAAUUUUCUACACCAAAGCAAAUAGACCACAAGAAUUCAGCUAUUCUAUUUGAAGAAAGGAAAUCACGAUUUUCAACGAUUUUUAUCAGGCAAACAGACAUUUCGGCGCUCAUGACUAUUUAAUAAAAAUUAAAAUCAAUGCUGACUGCAUCAAACUUACACUCGAACUAUCUAUCUAUGUGAUUUUUGUUUUUGUUGUUGUUUUUUUCCUCACGCAAAAUCAAUGACUUGUCUGACUUUACAGAUAAUGAUGAGAUGUUGCUUGAUUGAUAUGUACAUAAAUAUUAAAGAAAAAUCACACGAAAAAAUUGGCCAUCUCAGUCGGGACUUGAACCACGGGUCUCUUAUUGAUUUCCAACUUAUGCUUACCAAUGCAUCACAGUGGCAAUUGGGUUUACACCUUAUAUAUUUAAGUUAUUUUAACCUUAUUGUGACGUCAUUUAAUGGACUGGAAAGUGAGACCUGUUUAAUGAUCUACUAUUUAAGGUGAACUUUACUGUAAGUUUACUGAAAUAAACAAACAGGCAAUUACAAUUUAUUAUUGAAAUACUACUUUAAUUGACUGUUGACAAAUUAUAAUAUGUAAAUCAAAAACGUGUUACAUGUCAUUUUGAUCUAACAUCGGUAGAAUAUCAUGAAUGUAUGUAUGUUUGUACGUACGUACGUUUGUUUGUGGUUUUUUUAGUUUUUGUUUUUUUCUCACGGAAAAUCAAUGACUUGUAUGACUUUACAGAUAAUGAUGAUUUUGGCAAAUGCGUUUUUGUAUUCAGAUGUUGUAUGUAUGUAUGUGUGUAUGUAUGUAUGUAUGUAUGUAUGUAUGUAUGUAUGUAUGCAUGUAUGCAUGUAUGCAUGUAUGUAUGUAUGUAUGUAUGUAUGUAUGUAUGUAUGUAUGUAUGUGUUUUGUUGUUGUUCUUAUAUUUUUUCUCACGCAAAAUCAAUGACUUAUCUGACUUUACAGAUAAUGAUGAUUUGGCAAAUGCCUUUUUUGUAUUCAAAUGUUUUGAUAUGUUUGCUUGAAAUAUUACACACAAAAAAACACAUGAAAAAUUGGCACGCUGCAGCCGGGACUCGAAUCAUGGAUCUCUGGAUUGCCGAUCCAGUAUGCAAACCAUUACAAUGCAAACCAUUUCGUAUCUAAAUUAUUUUUUAAUUAUUGUCACAUCAUAUACUCAACUGGAAACUGGAAAGAGAAGUAGAUCGGGUUAACGAUCUAAUGUGUAAGGUGAAAUGUACUUUACGUUUACUGAAAUUUAUUGACAACCAGUUGACUUUAUAUAUGUAUUUAUGUGUGUUUUAUUUUUUCUAACGCAAAAUCAAUGACUUUUCUGACUGCACAGAUAAUGAAGAUUUUUGCAAAUGCCUUUCUGUAUUUAGACGUUUUAAUAUGCUUUUGAUAUGUUGUACCAUAGCGGCCAUUGCGUUUGUUCCUUAUAUAUUUUAAUUACUUUUAACUUAUUUCGACUUUAUAUAAUCGACUGGAAAGUGAACACGGGUUUAAGGUGAACUAUAAUUUAGGUUUACUAAAAUAAACAAACAUUUAUAUAAAAUUUAUUAUUGAAAUAAUACUCUAAUUUACCGCCCGUUGACAAAUAAAAAAACAGAUAGAAAGCUCGUUACAUGUCAUUUUGAUCUACCAUUGGUAAACAUCAAUCAAUUUUUAGACGACAAAUAUUCAAUUUGUACUGAAUUCCUGUAAUUUAACAAAUGUUCUUCACCAAACCAAAUAGACCACAAGAAUACAAUUAUUACAAAAAAUCAAAAUCACGAUUUCUAACGAUUUUAUAACGGGUCAUGGUUUUUAAAUAAACAAUUUUAAAUCAAUUCUGACUGCUUCAAACUCGGCAUAUGUAUGUAUUUAUGUAUGUGUAUUGUUGUUUUUCUUUAUAUUUUUUUCACGCAAAAUCAAUGACUUAUCUGACUUUGCAGAUAAUGAUGAUUUUGGCGAAUGCCUUUUUGUACUCACAUGUUUUGAUAUGUUUGCUUGAAAUAUAUAUAAAUAUUACAGAAAAAAACACGGAAAAUUGGCACGCUGCACCGGGACUCGAAUCAUGGGUCUCUGGAUUGCGGAUCCAGUGUGCAAACGACUUCACCACAGCGGUCAUUACAUAUCUAAAUUAUUUUUGAAUUAUUGUCACAUCAUAUAAUCAACUGGAAACUGGAAAGAGAGAUCGGGUUAACGAUCUAAUGUUUAAGGUGAAAUGUACUUUACGUUUACUGAAAUUUUUGAAAUAAUACUCUUAUUGACCACCAGUUGCCAUAUGUAUGUUUUUAUGUGUGUUUUAUAUUUUCUAACGCAAAAUCAAUGACUUUUCUGACUGUACAGAUAAUGAUGAUUUUUGCAAAUGCCUUUCUGUAUUUAGACGUUUUAAUAUGCUUUUGAUACUUUGUACCAUAGCGGCCAUUGCGUUUGUUCCUUAUAUAUUUCAGUUACUUUUAACUUAUUUCGACUUCAUAUAAUCGACUGGAAAGUGAACACGGGUUUAAGGUGAACUAUAAUUUAGGUUUACUAAAAUAAACAUCAUAUAUAUAAAAUUUAUUAUUGAAAUAAUACUCUAAUAUACCGCCCGUUGACCAAUAAAAAAAAUGGAUAGAAAGCUCGUUACAUGUCAUUUUGAUCUACCAUUGGUAAACAUCAAUCAAUUUUUAGACGACAAAUAUUCAAUUUGUACUGAAUUCCUGUAAUUUAACAAAUGUUCUUCACCAAACCAAAUAGACCACAAGAAUACAAUUAUUACAAAAAAUCAAAAUCACGAUUUCUAACGAUUUUAUAACGGGUCAUGGUUUUUUAAUAAACAAUUUUAAAUCAAUUCUGACUGCUUCAAACUCGGCCUAUGUAUGUAUGUAUGUAUUUUGUUGUUGUUCUUACGCAAAAUCAAUGACUUAUCUGACUUGACAGAUAAUGAUGAUUUUGGUAAAUGCCUUUCUGUAUUCAGAUUUCUUAUAAUAUAUAUAAAAUUACAGAAAAAAACACACGAAAAAUUGGUACGCCUUAGUCGAACUUGAACCAAGAGUCUCUGGAUUGCCGAUCCAGUAUGCAAACCACUACACCACAGCGGCCAUUUCGUAUUUAAGUUAUUUUUGAUUUAUUGUCACAUCAUAUAAUCAACUGGAAACUGGAAAGUUAGAUUGGGUUAACGAUCUAAUGUUGAAGGUGAAGUAUUGAAAUAAACAAGCAUGUAGUUGCAAUUUAUUAUUGGAAUAAUACUCCAAUUGA